Molecule: messenger RNA, 867 nt
Organism: Hippoglossus stenolepis (Pacific halibut)
Lineage: Eukaryota; Metazoa; Chordata; Actinopteri; Pleuronectiformes; Pleuronectidae
Product: trypsin-1-like
Exons: 6
Coding region: 26-751 (241 amino acids)
Biological process (GO): proteolysis
Molecular function (GO): serine-type endopeptidase activity
Source: RefSeq, a predicted model, not a curated record
UCAUCAACAGGAUCACACAGCAACCAUGAGGUCUCUUGUCUUUGUUCUGCUCAUCGGAGCUGCUUUUGCCACGGAGGACGACAAGAUCGUCGGAGGGUAUGAGUGCAAGCCGUACUCCCAGCCCCAUCAGGUGUCUCUGAACUCUGGCUACCACUUCUGUGGAGGCUCCCUGGUCAACGAGAACUGGGUUGUGUCUGCUGCUCACUGCUACAAGUCCCGUGUGGAGGUGCGUAUGGGCGAGCACAACCUCAGGGUCAAUGAGGGAACCGAGCAGUACAUCAGCUCCGCCCGUGUCAUCCGCCACCCCAACUACAGCUCCUACAACAUCAACAACGACAUCAUGCUCAUCAAGCUGAGCAAGCCCGCCACCAUCAACCAGAAGGUGAAGCCUGUGGCUCUGCCCACCAGCUGUGCCCCCGCUGGCACCAUGUGCACAGUCUCUGGAUGGGGAGACACCAUGAGCUCCACUGACAGUAACAGGCUGCAGUGCCUGGAUCUCCCCAUCCUGUCUGACAGGGACUGUGAUAACUCCUACCCUGGCAUGAUCACCGAUGCCAUGUUCUGCGCUGGAUACCUGGAGGGAGGAAAGGACUCUUGCCAGGGUGACUCCGGUGGCCCCGUCGUGUGCAACGGUGAGCUGCAGGGUGUUGUGUCCUGGGGCUACGGAUGUGCUGAGAGGGGUAAUCCUGGUGUCUACGCCAAGGUCUGCCUCUUCAACGACUGGCUGACGAGCACCAUGAGCAGCUAUUAAAUCUGAUCCUGUGAUCGUACUCCGCUGCCUUUCUUCCAUCGUUCUAACUCCAACAUUGAUGUAUAUGUUUGAACAAUGUGCCGCCUUUGAGCAUCUGAAUCAAUAAAGUUUUAAAC